Messenger RNA from Rhagoletis zephyria (snowberry fruit fly), 388 nucleotides. Its product is annotated as possible lysine-specific histone demethylase 1-like. NCBI's taxonomy places the organism in Eukaryota, Metazoa, Arthropoda, Insecta, Diptera, Tephritidae. The record is from RefSeq and is a predicted model, not a curated record.
GUUUGCAAUUUAGGUGAAACCUUGCAGAAUAUUUUAAAUUUUUGUACCAAGUUUUAUCCAAAACCUGGGAUCUACCACAUUUUUUUGAAAUCUACCACAUUUUUUCCAGAUUCUACCACACAAAUUUAUUUUUAAGUCCGAUCACUGAAUAACAGAUGUUUGGGGCAAUCCAAUGACUAUACUAAGCAAACAAAUUGGAAUGGAGAUAGUGCAGGUUAGGCUAGCAUGUCCGCUAUAUGGAGCUUGUGGAAAACCUGUGCCCAAGCAUAAGGACGAUAUGGUAGAACGUGAAUUCAAUCGACUUCUUGAGUCCGCCAGAUAUCUGUCUCAUCAGCUAGACUUUAUCUACGCCUACGAUGACCUAUACAUACAGCUAUACAGCGAUUAG